Messenger RNA from Endocarpon pusillum Z07020, 579 nucleotides. RefSeq lists its product as uncharacterized. The coding region runs from base 1 to 579 and encodes 192 amino acids. The transcript is spliced from 2 exons. Lineage: Eukaryota; Fungi; Ascomycota; Eurotiomycetes; Verrucariales; Verrucariaceae. The record is from RefSeq and is a predicted model, not a curated record.
AUGGCUGCCUCGGAUGUCUACAAGAUCAGCAGAGCCCACAAUGACACUAUACUGCAACCACAUAUCAUCCGCAGAUUUGAAUCUUCAGCCCGGGUUAGGUCUUGCUCCUUGGAAGCCCUCUCGCUGAGCACCAGCGCCAAAGAGCGGCUCCCGUUUUGGGACAAGAACGAAAUGCUGUUCACCCUGGGCCACAUCUUGAUAAAGCCGGGAUACCCGAGAUCGACUGAGAAGCUCGCACUGUCAUCGGAAAGGGACGUCAAUGGCCAGUGUGGCUUAACCACAUCUAUACUAACCGCUGCUCGGCUGCACAAUGAAACCCACGAAGGCGCAGGAUUUCACUAUGCCCCCGCGGUCAACGGGUGUCUCAAUUUUGAUUUUGGAGAUUCGCAAGAGGCCAAAUCCAAGGUAGGGUUUGUUCAUCAUGUCAUUGGACCUUUAGAGGAAGCGUACCAGAUUUUACUCAUGAGCCGUCACAGCGCUGAUGACCAAAGGGCUGAGUAUCUACCUCUGGUUUGGGAGUGCUCCUACUGGUCUCGACUCGGUCUUCAUUUCAAGCUUUUCACCGGUUGUCUGAACUGA